UAUAAGCUAAAAAUGGCUUGUUCGAACCGAUUGACCUAUUGUUUUUUACUGUUCCUCUCCCUGAUUGGAUCAAGCAUUGCUGCUUCUCCUAGUGAUGAUUUGUUAGCAUGGGUGCAACAAGAUAAUCGCCGGUUCCUUAAUGCCAUUAUCCGAGUUACCAAUCUUAAUCGUACGAUUAAGUUUUACACUGAGAACUUUGGGAUGAAAGUACUGAGGCAAAGUGACAUCCCACAUGAAACUUACUCGUAUGCUGUCCUUGGGUUUGGCCCCGAAGACUCUCAUUUUGUCCUGCAGCUGAGACAAAACUAUGGAGGGGAGAAGUUGAAGCUAGGGACAGCCUUUGCACACUUUGGGAUUGCAACUCAAGAUGCUUACAAAAUGGUUGAAGAGAUCCGAGCCAGAGGUGGAGUCAUCACUCGUGAAGCAGGCCCGAUCGAAGGGGGAACAACCGUUUUCGCCUUCAUUCAGGAUCCUGAUGGCUACAUGUUUGAGCUCAUCCAGAGACCUCCAACUCCUGAACCACUUUGCCAACUAAUGCUUCAUGUGUCUGAUCUAGAUCGUGCUAUCCAAUUCUAUGAAAAGGCCUUAGGCAUGAAGUUGCUGCAAAAGUAUGACAGCCCUGAGGAGCAGUUUGCUAUUGCCAUGGUGGGCUAUGGAUCAAACUUAACACAGAUAACCACAGUGGAGUUGAGAUAUAACUACAAUGUCACUGAGUACACCGAAGGAAAUGGAUAUGUGCAGGUUGCUAUAAACACAGAUGAUGUAUACAAAAGCGCUGCUGCUGUUGAGCUGGUUAGUCAAGAACUCGGAGGGAAUAUAACACAAGGACCAGAUCCGAUCAGCAAAACCACUUCGUUCCUUGAUCCGGAUGGUUUCAAAACGGUUUUGGUGGGCAACCGAAGGAAGAAAGAGUAAGGGUACUGCCCAGGAAUUUCUAAGAGUCAGAAUAAGAAGGCAUGCUAUGGAGCCAGUGCCUAAUGUAUUCAUUUGUAUUAUCCUAUUGCUUCUGUUUCAUGUGUUACUAUAUUAAUUAAAAGGACUGCUUAAAGAGGUGUAAAGACAUUUUUCAGAGACG
Molecule: messenger RNA, 1075 nt
Organism: Theobroma cacao (cacao)
Lineage: Eukaryota; Viridiplantae; Streptophyta; Magnoliopsida; Malvales; Malvaceae
Product: lactoylglutathione lyase GLX1-like
Cellular component (GO): cytoplasm
Molecular function (GO): lactoylglutathione lyase activity
Source: RefSeq, a predicted model, not a curated record